Messenger RNA from Rhagoletis zephyria (snowberry fruit fly), 1891 nucleotides. It is a transcript of the gene Ssadh, whose product is annotated as succinic semialdehyde dehydrogenase. Lineage: Eukaryota; Metazoa; Arthropoda; Insecta; Diptera; Tephritidae. Gene Ontology annotation, biological process: GABA catabolic process. Gene Ontology annotation, cellular component: mitochondrion. Gene Ontology annotation, molecular function: succinate-semialdehyde dehydrogenase (NAD+) activity. The record is from RefSeq and is a predicted model, not a curated record.
UCAAAAUAAGAAAUCGAUAUUUUCGAUGCAUCGAUCUUUUUCAGAAAUUCCUAUUUGAAAUUCCUGCUAAGGAUGAUAUAGAUUUACGAUGUUUUGCUUUAAAAACUUUCGUCAAAGGCUUAAUCUAAGGUAUAUUUCUUCGUUGGUGCAGAGUAAAGCAUAUAUUAAUGGCAAAUGGGUUAAAGCAGAGAAUAAUGAAGUUUUCGAAAUUAUCAAUCCAGCAAAUGGAUCUGUGGUUGGAUCUGUGCCUAAUAUGAGCGUAAAUGAUGCUAGCCAAGCAGUGCAGGCGGCAAAGAAAGCAUUUGAGUCUUCGCAAUGGUCCAUGUUUACGGCCAAAGAACGCUCGAGUUUAUUGAAGAAAUGGUAUUGUUUGAUUGAGGAAAACGCUGAUGAGAUAUCUUCAAUUAUGACUGCUGAGUCUGGAAAGCCACUAAAUGAAGCCCGUGGAGAAGUUGCUUACGGUAACGCUUUUAUUGAGUGGUUUGGUGAAGAGGCUCGACGAAUUUAUGGAGAGAUUAUCCCAAGUUCAACCAAGGAUCGAGAAUUAAUUGUAUUAAAAGAACCAUUGGGCGUAGCUGCGCUUAUAACCCCUUGGAAUUUCCCUAUGGCAAUGAUAACUCGAAAAGCUGGAGCAGCUUUGGCAGCAGGUUGCACUAUAGUUAUCAAACCGGCGGAGGACACACCGCUAACAGCUUUAGCCCUUGUUAAACUUGCAGAGCAAGCCGGUUUUCCAGCCGGCGUUAUAAAUAUUGUUACAACAAAUAAAGCACCUCCAAUAGGCGACUUGUUUUGCAAAAGUCCAGAUGUAGAAGGUAUAUCGUUCACAGGAUCAACAGAAGUAGGGAAAUUGCUAUUUCGAAAUUCGUCUGAUGGAAUUAAACGCAUAUCAUUGGAAUUAGGUGGCAAUGCCCCAUUUAUUGUAUUUAACUCAGCAAACUUAGAUAAGGCCGUUGACGCUGCCGUUUCAUGUAAAUUUCGUAACUGUGGGCAAACAUGCAUAUCAGCAAAUCGCUUUUUUUUGCAGCAAGAAGUACACGACGGAUUCAUAGAUUUACUAAAGCAGCGCGUCGAAUCUUUGAAAGUUGGUGACGGUUCUAAACCGGGUAUUCAAAUUGGGCCACUUAUAAAUAGUAUGCAAUUUAAUAAGGUUAGUGCAUACGUAGAGGAUGCUCGUUUAAAAAAUGCUAAUAUAAUACUAGGAGGCAAACCGCUAAAGAACUUGGGGAAUUUAUUUUACUCUCCAACUAUAAUCACAGAUGUACCAACUAAUGCCAAAUUAUAUACAGAAGAAGUUUUUGGACCUGUUGUCUCCAUUAUGAAAUUUAAUACUGAAGAAGAAGUUAUACAUGCUGCUAACAAUUCCAGGCGGGGACUGGCUGGGUAUUUUUUCAGUGAAAAUAUACAACAAGUAUUUCGGGUAGCGAAGCUUCUGGAAGUGGGAAUGGUGGGGGUGAAUGAAGCACUGAUUUCUGCCGCCGAAGCUCCUUUUGGAGGUGUCAAAGAAUCAGGCAUAGGGCGUGAAGGUUGUCAUCAUGGUAUAGAUGAAUACGUCGAAAUUAAGUAUAUAUGUAUGGGUAACUUAAGAUAUUGAAAGUUGUUUUCACGAUUGGCUUGUAGUUAUAGUCAAAAUAAAGUCGACUCCAAAGAUAAAAACAGCUUUUUUGACAGAUAUCCCAUUGAAAGUUAUGUACGUAUGUCAAAAAGCUUCUUUUAACUUAAGUGUCGGCUAUAACUACGGACCAUUGAAUUUGGUAAAAGCUAUGGUCUUCCAUAAAAGAUCUUAUUAUUAAGGAAUAAAUGAUUAUUAUAUUAUGAUUUUUGAGUUUAGUUAUACAUCGAUUUAUGUAAUUUCAUGCGUAUUUUAUUAUAUAUAAAAGAAAUGUUAGAUGGA